GGCUUUUUGGCCUUGCACUGCGUUGCUCUAUCUCGUCUUUUGAGCGAGCACCCGGCGCCGUCUCAGUGGCACACCCCCCCUCUCUCGUCCCGACCUGCGCUGUUUGCCUAUCGCUGCCGGUGAUCUUCGCUCUUACGGGCCGCUCUAGAACGACCUUCUACGACACUCGAGCCUCUGCGAUCGCCACUCGUGCAGCCGGGCCAUUUCCUUCUACGCCCUCUCCCCGCUCCUGGCUCAGAGAUCGGCCUUAUUUCCCUCCCCUCUCCUCUUUCACCACCCUGGUUCGGGCUCUGCUUGGAGUGCAGUGAAGUCCCUCAGCUACAGUUGCAGGUUCAGGUGGGCUGCGAACGCAUACUCUCUGCUUUGGUGAUUUGUGGUCGCGCCGUGCUGCAGACACAAACGUCGGCAGAAGCAACGACCCCGGCCCUGGCCCUUGCUUCCUCCCUCAUUCCUCCCUUUGCUGGGUGCCGCCAGUUUCGGACGCCAGCAAAAACGGGGAUGCGCCUGUCCUCGCCCUUCCAAUCUGGGUCUUGACGACUGACGACACUCUUGGGGGAAGACCCGCUUGGCUGCUCCACCCUGUCCCCAGAAGGAACUUCGAGUUUCUUCGACUCGAAUAAAACAAGGCCCGCGGGCUGCCCACACACUGCAAACCUCGGCCAAACCAUAUCUUUCCCUUCGCCGCCUCGCCGCCACCACCGCCGCCGCUGCCGCCGCCGCCAAAUUCACCAUUACCAGCAUAACCACCGCGACCGCGCCCCUCCCACGUUGUUUGUCUUCAACACCCACCAGGACUCGAAACCCGCUCCAGAUUAGCCCACCAUGGCGGCCUCAUGAGCAUCCAGGAAACGCGCUGGAGACGUCGUCGUGCUCGCCGUUGAGCCACCCGCUGUCACGAACCAACGUUGUGCCUAGAAUGCCACCCGAACACCCGCAGUCAAGGCCCGAUGAACACACCGCGCACUACGCCAUGAAGACCUCUUCGAGACAGCCGUCGACGCCCUCCCAGGGCAGCGUCACCAUUACUCACUCGGCCACCCAGCCCUUCUUCUCCCACAAGUCCACAACCCCGACAGCUGCAUCACCACAUUUUCCUUGCUCUGUCGGACAGCCUCACCCACCGCAGCUCUCGCCCUCUGCCGCCGGCGCCGCACCUCGGUACAACACCCCGCCCAGGAUGACGGAUGUCACCAACCGCACGCCCAGCCCAAACUACUUUGGCCUCAUCGUCGAGUCAUCCCACGAUCCGCACGAUUCGGCCAGACUGCCGAGGGAAAACUGGAGCCCCGCUACGUCAUCGGUUCGAUCCUUCGCCGCUGCGAUUCCCAAGCAACUGCCGCUCGACGCGAACCCCGAGUUCGAGGCCUUCAAGAGGCAGGCCGAUUCGAACAGGGGAAAGUCUGGCUUUAGCCUAUCCACGUCUUCAUUUAGCGUCGAUAUCAGCGCUGCCUCGUCGGGCGCGCCUGCCCGCCCGCGCCCGCCGAGAUGGCACACCCACGGAAGCGACAUGUCGCUGGAUAUGCCUGCCGCCAUGAAGUCGACAGGGCCCGCUGCGACCCCGUUACCCAUCGCGUCAACACAACAGGCGACACCCUUGGUUCUGCCCAGGGGCGCAGUGUCUGGAUUCCGCCAGCCGUCCACGGGCCGCAUGGACGUUGACGCCGACGCCGUCAGUCUCCACGAUUCGGCCUACGUCUCUGGGGACUCCAAGAGGAAUUCCGAGGCUUCUCUCAACCCCCCGUCGUUCCUCAACCUGCCGAGGUACGAGUCUCCUGGUCGCUUUGACUCGCCCAUGGACAAGCGCACAUCCUUGUCGACGGUUGAGGAUCGGCACCCCCGCCUCUCGGUCACACAUGGUCGCCCAGACCCGCCCGCUCCCGCCAUUGGUAGUAGGCUAGGCAGGGCCGAUACGCUCCCGGGGUCUUCCGCGGAUCCCGCCGCACCUUCGCUACUGAGUGCCCAGGAGCUGAAGGACUUGCUACAGGGUCCAGGAGCCGACAAGAUACUGCUGCUAGACAUUCGCUCUUACCAAAAGUACUCGGCCUCGCGCAUCCAGGGCGCCUUGAACCUCUGCAUCCCCACGACGCUGCUCAAGCGGACCAGCUUCAAUCUGCAGAAGCUUCAGGAUACGUUCCAAGCCGACGCUGACCAGGAAAAGUUUGCCGAUUGGCGCGAAACAAGCCACUUGAUCGUCUACCACGACACGGAGAAGAAAGACGAUGCCGCAUGCAUCAACAUGCUCAAGAAGUUCACCUCGGAGAACUACACGGGCAAGGUGUGCAUUCUACGUCGGGGCUUUGAAGGCUUUAGCCAGGCGUACCCCCAGCUUCUGGACCGACGCUCCGCCGCCGAGAGGACCGGUUCCGCAACGGAUCAGGCUGCAAUUGGCGCCGGCGGGGGAUCGGACGGCGGCGCCGUGGCCAAGGUCAUCGGUGGCUUCACGCUCCCGUCAGCCAGCGACGCGGCCCCUAGCGCCUUCUUCAGCAACAUCCGACAGAACACGGAGCUCGUCAACGGCGUCGGCCAGAUGGACAUCGUCGUCCCGUCAGGUCUGAAUCUGGCUGCGCUGCCAUCGUGGCUUGGCAGGGCUGCCGAGGAGGGCAAUCACGGCAAGGUGGUGUCGGACAUGUUCUUGAACAUAGAGAAGCGAGAACAGACCCGCAUGCACAGGGCCUACACCUCGGCCGCAGCCCAACGCCAGCUGUCACUGAAGUCUGCCGAGUCUAGCCCUGCCCCUGUCCAACUCUCGGGAAUCGAGAAGGGAUCCAAAAACAGGUACAACAACAUCUUGCCAUUCGAGCACACCCGCGUUCGGCUUAACGAAAAGCUCUCGGGCGAGUGCGACUACAUCAACGCGAGCCACAUCACGAGCAGCAGGAGUCACAAGCGGUACAUCUCCACCCAGGGCCCGCUACCCGCAACCUUCGAGGAUUUCUGGUCCAUGAUAUGGGAGCAAGACGUCCGAGUUAUUGUGAUGCUCACUGCCGAGCAGGAGGGAGGGCAGCUGAAAUGUCACCCUUACUGGCGAGGGAAGGAGUUUGGACCCAUCAGGCUCGUGGCGCUCAGUGAAAAGAAGGUGUCCCUCGACAUUGACAAGCACCGUGUCGGCCCUCUUGCUCCGAACCCGCCACCCAAUCCUAAGCAGACCGCUAGGCAUAGCCGCCCGAAUCCCAGUACACCUGGCCCGCAGACCACGCGGUCCCCGAUGCCCUCCACCGAGGGGCGUCGUCGGUCUAACACAGCAACCGACCCCUUUGGUUUCAAUCUUUCUCGUGGCGGCAGUGAUGGCGCCGGCAGGCCACAGCUCUCGCCCACCGCUAGUGAGACGUCCUUCGUCAUCGUUCGCAAGUUCGCCCUGAGCCACUCGGCGCAUCCCUUUGCCCCCAUCCGGGAAAUCACCCAUCUCCAUUACCCGUCGUGGCCCGACUUUGGCGCACCUGCGCAGCCGAGCCACCUGCUCGCGCUCGUUGAGCUCGCCAACGUGAUGCAGCGGGCCGCGCUCCCGCUCGAUGUGUCGUCUGCUAUCGCCGCAUCCGCCGAUAAGGAGAAGCUGUCGCCGCAGGACAGCAACAACGUUAGGGACUUUGUGCACGAGGUUUGGAACGAUGACCCUGUGGGCGAAUCGCAGGCCCGGCCGAUCCUGGUGCACUGCUCGGCUGGUUGCGGGCGCACGGGCACUUUCUGCACGGUCGACACGGUGGUGGACAUGCUCAAGCGGCAGCGGCAGAAGGCGGCGGCGAAGCAAUCCCAGUCGGCAACGGCCGCGCGGCGGGGAAGGGCAACGAGGAGGCGCAAGGUGGGGGUCAAGCGGAAGCUGGAGCAGCGCGACUCGGAGGGUGAUGUGUCCAUGGCGGGUGCAGCGGGCGCGCGGGCUUCGAUCUUCCACCAUCACCACCAUCGGCCGUCUGUCCCUGAUGAUGGCAGUGUCAGCCCGACAUCAUCCUUCCAGGGCGCCAUCGAUGCGACCUCUUCGGGCUUCCACUUCUCAUCGCCGCCGCCCAGAUUCCCUAGCCUGUCUAGCGUCUCGGCGUCGAGGAAAGGGCGGGCUGGCAGCAGCGGCGCUAGCGGGAGUGGUAGCGACGAGGGAGGCUAUGGCGGCGGGGUAACGGCAUCGCCCUACUCGUCCUCGUCUUCGUCAGACGAGUUGAAUCGGCAACGCUCGCCGACGGCCAGUAGUGACGACUCAACCGACUCGGGACUAGACGCGUCGUGGAUGCAUGACGACAGGGCCGAUGUGUUGGACCUGAUCGCGGCCACGGUCGAGGACUUCAGGGGCCAGCGGCUCAGCAUGGUACAGACGCUCCGCCAGUUUGUGCUCUGUUACGAGACUGUGCUCGAGUGGGCCGUGCGGUUGCAGGAGCGUACCGCCGCUGAAAGUGGCGACGUCGGCGCGGGGGCUAGUCGUCGUCAGCUGAGCCCACUGUCCAAAACUUCUGAGCGGAUGUAACAGCAGUCUACACCGCGCUGGUUGCCAAUACUACCUGAAAAGGUGCUAGUCGUCGCCGUGCCGAACCGUCUCCUACAACAUCCUGACUAGCCAGCGCACUCUCUCUUCUUAUAUCUACCUUUUUUCUUCACUUUUAUUCCUUCUUUCCACCCCCUUCCACCUACACGAAUGUCUAAUGAGACACUUUUAUGCAAAUUCAAGAAUGGGUCGCAUGGUACAGAGAAUAGCAUGAUAUAGGAUUUCGGCAUGGCUCGCUACUAUCAGCGUAGGUUAUUUCGACCUUUUUUCACUUUGUUUUAUAUGAUACGUUAGGCCAGACAGGGAGCCUUUGGAGGCACAUCAUGGUCUUUUGUCCAUUCUUCUUUUGUCCUUGUUUCUCCCCUAUCGUCUGCUCAACCCACUUAUGUUCCUUGUUUUGUCAUCAUGGCGGCGUUCUCGCGGGCAUGGCAACGCUUGUUGUCUCGGUUUAUCUCAUCCGCUCGCUGGCCUCGUUCGGUCACUGCCGAGUUUUCCUGCAUGAAACCUGAUUUCUUUCAAGUAUCUUCUUUCUCCCUACUGCUCUUCACUUUACCUUUUUAGUUCUUCUUUCCUACUACUACUUUCCCCUGCUUUCUCACAACAGAACAUAAACAGCACAUAGGCAAAAGGAUGGCUCGACGAGCAAAAGGAAGGAUGGUUAUACUGGGCGCGCGUGCUGUUGUUGCUUUUUUUCUUUCCAUGUUUCCUCCGACCAAACGAACAAGUCGGGCAAGGCGCACGUACAUAAAUCAUAUUGCUAGGUCUCAAAAUUGGAAACGGUGGCUUUUGCAGCUCUUGGGCA
This is a messenger RNA of Gaeumannomyces tritici R3-111a-1, 5267 nucleotides long. RefSeq names its product tyrosine-protein phosphatase 1. The record is from RefSeq and is a predicted model, not a curated record. Gene Ontology annotation, molecular function: protein tyrosine phosphatase activity. The coding region runs from base 917 to 4447 and encodes 1176 amino acids. NCBI's taxonomy places the organism in Eukaryota, Fungi, Ascomycota, Sordariomycetes, Magnaporthales, Magnaporthaceae. Gene Ontology annotation, biological process: protein dephosphorylation. The transcript has 2 exons.